GCAAAUGACGUUAAACGACUUCAUCAGGAGGUACGUUGCUCCCAAUUUCGUGCUCGAUGAAGAACACAAUGUAAUGAUGGGGGUGUUUAUUCAGGGGCCUGAGGAUUGCAUCAGUGACGAGCGGCUCCUACGAAGAAUUCGUAAUUUACCAGAGUAUCAGUUCCUGUUUGACGCACGCCGGCUAAUGGAGCUUGACGUGGGUAAUCUCCAACGCUGGGGGGAUUUUGAACAUAAGGAAAUUGUUUUUCCUAUUACAAGGACAAAACUCAACAAUGCCCUUGCCGCGGCGGAGGCAAACGAAAGGGCAAGGCAGGAAGCCGCGGUGACGGUUGCGCCGGUGCCGGUGGAGGGUGUAUACAACUCUGUGUUCAACGCGAAGUGGGGCUACGUGGAGUCGGGCCACGCCGCGGAGCCGCUGGGGAUGAGGGUGGUGGAGGCCAACGCAACCGAGCCGGAGAAAAUGUGGAGUGAGAGUGAGGUGAACGUCAUACCUCGUCCUGAGGAGAUAGACGUGAUCGAAGAGGAUGAGGAAGAGGAGGAUGAGGGAGAGGCCAGUGGUGCGCGGCUGGAGUUUCUGGUGCUAACUUCUGAGAAAGGGUGGCCGUACAAAAAGUUUGAUGUAACUUUCAAGGACGUAUUUGUGCGCAAGGAGGUGCUGCGUGUGUGGAAUGUCCUCAAAGAAGAUAUCGACGGCUGGCCCACCGCUGCUGGCGCCAGGCUCGGGAGACGGGCGUACGCUGUGGUCGGAACGCCCGGCAUCGGCAAGUCGCUGGCGGUGGGGUCCUUCGUGCUGCACAAACUCCUACAAUACGAUCCGGCGAAGAUCGCGGUGGUGGCCUACUUUGUGGAAGGGUCAAUGUACCUUUUUCGCAAAACAGGAGAACAGGCAGGGACCGUGGUGGAAUAUAAAACCCCACUUCACGGUAUGUUGGCUAUCCAGGCGUUAGAUGAAAGGCAAGUUGCGGGUUACUACAUUUUUGAUGUGACUAAGGAACGUCGUCCUUCGGAUGCACUGCCUUGUAAACAUUGGGGUGGAAUUGUGCUGACGUCGCCUGCUGGAAUAAACUAUGAGGAUUGGAUGAAACAGCGGGAAGCGGACCACAUUUUCGUCAACUGCUACACUGCACGAGAGAUGAAGGCGUUCUAUGCAUGGCAGGCACACAACUCGCCGCGUGACCCGCAAUUAAGCGAGGAAGUAAGAAAAAGAGAGCUUGAGAAAGGAUGGAAGAAUUUGCUGAAGCGACGCAUUUAUGAGGUUGGGCCACUUCCUCGCUUUGUUUUUAGAGAGAAGGCGUAUGAAGGACGGCGGAGUGCAAUUAUAAAGAUGGAGAAUGCUGUGACAGAAAGAGAGAGUGAGCAUUAUAUCAAGGUGCUUCUGCACACGGCUGACUGGUACGAGGACGGGAGCACGCACAAACUGGUCAAGCUUGUGCGUGUGCUGGAGGAGAAAAGUACGAUAGCGCCGGCGUCGGCGGUGUCGCCGGUGGCGCUGACGAUGGUGCAGGGAAGGGCGGUGAGGGAGGAGGCGGAGAGCUCCAGAAAUCGUCCCGUUUCGCCUUGGAUUGAAAGAAGACUGUUGGAACUGGUGACGGGAAAAAACCUUCUGUCGUCUACCUUGGGGCAAGUGCUUGGGACGAAAGCGGAAGUUUCUGCUUGGGAGCUCGAACGCUUUGGGUGCUUUGCGUUUAUGUCAGAAGAUGUCGCCGAUACGAUUAUUGGCAAGAUGAAGUACCUUCCACGCACCGUGGGAGAUGAGCGUCCCAGUGUGUUGGCAGACAAAAACACAGUGGGUCGCGUUCCGAGUGAGCGCUGCAUAUUUGAUCACAGAAAGGGAACCGAUAAUAUUCCGGGUGCCGUUGCUAGGAUGCUGCAAGUUGGUGUAUUGUAUAAACCACUGUCGAACUACUUCCCCGUUUUGGACGCAUUCUACUUGGUCGAGCGGAAACGCGCGGCAGCUGCCAAGAAGAAAUCCGGGCAGGCCAGCGACACUCCCACCGGUGACCAGAGCAGCGCCGAGAGGGUAAUUACGUUUAUCGGGCUGCAGGUGACAAGGCAAGAUACUCACAACACCACCGCCAGUAAGAUGGCUUCAUUUAUGGAAUACAUGACACUCAACUUCAAUAACUGGGAGGUGCUGAAGAGAACAAUGGAGUGGGAGUUCAUUUACAUCCAGCACGCUGAUAGCACGCCGAUGACGAGAAGGCAACGGGGCACUGACCAAGGCAAAAGUACGUCGGAUCCUCAAGCUCCCGAGAACUUGAGCGAGCCAAGGGUGGAGCAGUACCAGGUGCAACUUGACGCGGAGAUUGCUGCCCAGCUGUUUGCUGCUUUCAAGAGAAAUAACGUGGGUGUGGGUUGUGGCGGGGGUGUGGGGCGUGCGGUUAGCCGGCCGCCGUGA
Molecule: messenger RNA, 2398 nt
Organism: Trypanosoma conorhini
Lineage: Eukaryota; Euglenozoa; Kinetoplastea; Trypanosomatida; Trypanosomatidae
Product: retrotransposon hot spot (RHS) protein
Exons: 1
Source: RefSeq, a predicted model, not a curated record